This is a messenger RNA of Wyeomyia smithii (pitcher-plant mosquito), 1980 nucleotides long. RefSeq names its product androgen-induced gene 1 protein-like. The record is from RefSeq and is a predicted model, not a curated record. Gene Ontology annotation, cellular component: endomembrane system; membrane. NCBI's taxonomy places the organism in Eukaryota, Metazoa, Arthropoda, Insecta, Diptera, Culicidae. The transcript has 3 exons. The coding region runs from base 1220 to 1933 and encodes 237 amino acids.
UUUAGAUAAUUUUGAAUCAUUGUUCGUCGAGAUGUAUAUUAUACAAAACUCCAUUGGGGAGUACAUAAAAAAAUACAUUUUACAAUAAGUUGCUUAUAUUAAACGGCAGGCUUUUAUUAGCAGUAGUAGAUUUUUGAAAGCUUUAUCGGGGUUUGUUCACAAGGCAAUGAUCAUGAGCGUUUUAGGUGGUGUUUUCUUAAUUCUGUUAUUGUGGUAGUCAUACAGAAGAGCGUGGUCUGCAGAAUUUCAUUAUAAUUGUGAGCGAAGUCGGAUUCAAUAAAUGCAAUACAAAAAACUGUUUUUUUUACAUUUUUAUGUUGUUGCCUUUUUGCCAUCAAUCUAGUUCCGCCACUGCCAUUGAAAAUUCGAACCAUCAUUUAGUAACAAGGUAAUCCACCUAGGAUCCUAACUAACGACUCAACGCUAUCGACUUUUUUUUCUGAUGCGAAAAAAAGGUGAAAUGAAGAAACUGACAUCUAUCAAAAUCGCCCAAAACGAUAAAGUUUAUAUCCAGGCGAAUUGUUGCAUAAGGAUCUCACAAAUCGCGAAAAUAAAUUAAAUUUGUUACGAUCGUUAAAGAUGCAAAAUUACUCAAGGUUGUAUGCAAUGGCACCUUUAAAAAUUUACUCAGUGCUCACAGUGUUCAGUGUAGUUUUAAUGUUUAGCAAUAAGCAUAAUUCACAUUUAAAAAUCGACCAUCGAAACAUUAUAUAAAAGUGACUAUUAAGCCUUUCUAAUUACAAAAUUGUGCAUUUUUAAUUCCUGGUUCAAGAAUCACGACUUGAUAUUGAUUUAUAUACCUUUCCUGUAUACCACUUUAUUAUUGGGUACAACAAUAAAAACUACGUUGAAAUUCCAAACGCACUUCAUAUGGGUAGCAAUAUGGGGUAGUAAAAAACCCAGAGCUUAGCCCGUAUUCAAAUAUAAGCGAAUAACCGACUCUAACCAAGCAUUUUUGGUUUCAUUAGCAAAAGCUGUUCUCCCGCGAUGAUUCGGCAGUGUGCGCUCACUUCAAUAUCUUAUCGAAAGAUGUUUUUUGUUGCUGUUCGUAUAGCAGUACAAGUAUUAAAUCAAAUACAUAGGUGAGCAUCAAUCCGAGCUUAGCUGAGCAAAGUUCGAGCUGUGCAGACAAUCUACCGCUGUAGGCUAGAGAGGUCACAGUUUGCUUGUUUUGUACUUAACAUAGUCAAAUAAAAAAUUGUUCGAAGCAUCCCAAAGUAUGGCAGAUUUACGUGUUUUGCUCCAUUUAGUGGCCACAUUAAAUUCCAUUUUUGGUCUAUAUGGUUUUUCUAACAUAGAAUUUCCAUCAGAUUUAAUACCUUUCGGAGUUAAGUUUGGAGGAAUUUGGAAAUAUCUCACUAUUUGGAAUUCGGCAAUGCAAGUUAUCUAUUUUACUUUGAGCCUAAUCAAUGAUUUAAUCGGAAGCAAUGAGCUAGCGCCGCGUCGAGUUCCGAUGACGCGAAAAAUUAAGGACUACCUUUUUGCGGCUUUCGUUUUCCCUGGAGCCAUGCUCGUAGCCAUCACAUUUUGGGGCAUUUUAGCUAUUGAUCGGGAACUGAUUCAUCCGAAGGUACUGGAGCCGAUCUUUCCUUACUGGCUUAAUCAUGCGUUACACACAAACAUUGUAUUAUUUAUGCUUCUGGAGCUUUACACUAGCUUCCGGCAGUAUCCAUCGCGGAAAAGCGGUCUUGCUGGGCUGCUUACUUUUGGAAUAGGCUAUCUGACAUGGCUGCAUGUUAUCCAUAACCACAGUGGAGUGUGGGUAUAUAGUGUCAUAGAGGUGCUCGCGAUGCCGCUGCGUUUCGUAUUUUUCGCAUUCAUAAUUGGGCUUUCUAUCGGAUUGUAUCUUUUUGGUGAAUUAUUCAACAACAGUGUCUGGGUGAGAGAAAUGUGGACGCUGCGUUCCGCAACCAGAAAGUCGAAGUUAACGUAAUCGUAUCGAUGAUUCAAACAAUAAAGACUUUGUCUGUAUCAAAUCAU